Molecule: messenger RNA, 1209 nt
Organism: Syngnathus typhle (broad-nosed pipefish)
Lineage: Eukaryota; Metazoa; Chordata; Actinopteri; Syngnathiformes; Syngnathidae
Gene: dbndd1
Product: dysbindin domain containing 1
Exons: 4
Coding region: 107-610 (167 amino acids)
Biological process (GO): negative regulation of protein kinase activity
Cellular component (GO): cytoplasm
Source: RefSeq, a predicted model, not a curated record
ACACACACACACACACAGUGACUUGCCUCUCCCUUCCCUCCCUGCUUAUCUCCUCUGCUGUCGGAUGCUGGCGUGGUGAACAACAGGACUCACUUGGUUGAGCCGCAUGGAGGCACAGGGAGGGGCUCACAGCCCAGAGCCCAGUAAAGGUACAAAGAAGCUGCUAAAGCCCUCCAGCUCAGGCAACCUCUCUCAGGAGCACUUCCAGCAGCACACUGUAGGCGAGGAGGAGGAGGAGGAGGAAGAGGAGGAAGAAGAGGAGGGCGGCUGGAGAGGACACACCGCCAGCCUGCUGCACAUCUCGGAGAAGAGACAACCCCUGAGCAGCGUGUCCUCUUUGGAAGUCCAUUUUGAUCUCCUAGAUCUGACCGAGCUGACCGACAUGUCGGACCAGGAGCUGGCUGAAGUCUUUGUUGACUCUGAUGAAGAGAACCACAAUGAAUGUCCGCCAGGUUCCCAGCAGGCAGUUCUGGGAAAAGGCGGCUACAUGCGCUCUCCCUCAUGGACACGCUGCAGCAAGGUGGAGUUCCCACGAGAAAGGAAACACCACAGCGACUCGGACACCACCGUGGAGCCCUUAAUGAAACUGGAGAGGCCGAAACAACCUUGACCCGGUCGGUGUCUGACCUGGCGGGAAAUGAAGAUCCGAGUGGACAGCCUGAGUACCACUGGGCCACUGAGUGUUUUGUUGUGGUGCUGAUGAACAGAUGAGUUCAUGUUGAACUCAGGACACUUAGUGUUCUAAAAAAAAUCAGUGCACACACAUACACUUCUUCUCUCUCGUCUCGUUUCACUCGGAAGGAUUGAAGACAGGGUAGUAACAGAAGCGACUUAAUGCCAGGACAUGAGCCAAGGAAGUGUGUGAUGUGUUGUAAUGAUGACAAUUGCCUAAAACAUACUUCAUUAGGAUCUUUUUCAUGAAGUCAUAAUUUUCUUCAUUUUUCAAAGUGAUGACUAUCUUCUCAUUUACAUUGGUCCGCCAAAGUCAAGUCAAAGUGGUCAGAAGGAUUGAAAUGUUGAGUUAAUGUGAAUUUGCAUGAAUGCCAAACACGUAAUGAAGUGCCAACACUUGUUUGACGCAACAAGCAAAAGUGACAGCCCAGUUACUUGAUUAGUUUUUAAUCAAUAACUUGUCUAUCCCUGGACCAAUGAUCAUCCAGGAUGAUGUGAGUGACUGCGGGAGGGUAAAUUAAACAUCUUGAAAACUGG